Messenger RNA from Prunus armeniaca (apricot), 489 nucleotides. NCBI's taxonomy places the organism in Eukaryota, Viridiplantae, Streptophyta, Magnoliopsida, Rosales, Rosaceae. The record is from the annotation of a GenBank genome assembly.
AUGGAUUCUCAAAAGGAAGAAGGACCUGCUCCCUUAUUGUGGAGAUUUUCAGACUUCUUGAAGUGGGCUGAGCUUUGCCCUUCAGAACAAGAAAUUGGACAUUCGUUACUGCGUUUGCUUGAUCUUCUUCUUCAGAAGUAUUCAGCGCUGCAGAUGCAAAUGCUGGCACUGCUGAGGCUGUCAGAGGUUUCGAAUGCGGUUCUCACAUCACUGAAGCAUUUUAAUCCAAUGACCUUGAUGCGUUUGCUAUGUCACGAGCAGAGCAUUCAUCGGAGCAGUGGUUCAGACCAUUAUGACAAGGAUCAGAAUGAAGACCUUUUAGACUCCAUGCGCUAUUACAUUGAAGCUGCUGAAGUUCACAAAUCCAUUGAUGCUGGAAACAAAACACGCAGAGCUUGCGCUCGGCUUCCCUUGUGUCUCUUUCAAAUUCGAAUGCCUGAUUUUCAGUGGCUGUACCGAUCUGAAACCAUGCCAGGCGGGCCUUGUUGA